This is a messenger RNA of Hylaeus volcanicus, 5693 nucleotides long. RefSeq lists its product as uncharacterized. The coding region runs from base 1569 to 4307 and encodes 912 amino acids. The transcript is spliced from 18 exons. Lineage: Eukaryota; Metazoa; Arthropoda; Insecta; Hymenoptera; Colletidae. The record is from RefSeq and is a predicted model, not a curated record.
AUCGUCCACCAUUAAAAAUUUUGGAACCCUGGUACCAGGUCCGCAGUCUACGACUCCAAAAGCGUUUCGGGCAUACCUAAAGACCUCUUUCCAUCGUUUUGCUGGCUUUUCGGGAUUCUGCCCCACCGCUGGUUUCGCGCAGUAUCAGUGACUGGCGAAACGAGUGAAUCGAAAGUCGAAAAGGUAUAUGCGGCAGCGCGUUUCUCGCGCUUGCGCGCUUGGAAACGCGGUCGGCCACGCGACGCGGUGAUACAGAAGCGAUAGAGAGAAGACGAAGAAAACGCAGCCGGCGCAGUGAGGAUCCGGGUGACGGCGCAACGCGGCGUGGCCUAGGGAGCAGCUAAACAAGCCGACGAGGGGGGAAACGGAAAUUUGCAGAAGACAGACACGCGGUGCGGAGACGCAGCAAUUUCGCCGCGGUUACAGCGUGGUGUACGAUCAACGUGUUCGCGUGAAAUUUGUAAAACCUGAUGGACGCGUAGUGGAACGGAUCGGUAGUACGAAGAAAAUUGCUUUUGUCGCAUAAGAAGGUGGCAGGGGCGCAGGAGAUCGAGCAGAUCGAGCGUUUCCGUCUUGAUCGACGAUCGAGCGUUGUUCAGUCAGCGCGCGUCUAGCAAGAGUUGCGCGAGUACUCGAGUAACAAGAACGAAAGCUGACCGUUCCACGAAUAGAAGAUGACGCGACCCGCUGACCACGGCGGAUGACGCGCGUGACGGAUCAUUGGUAAGGGAUUGGCAGCGAUUGAGAUGAAGUAUACUUGUAAGCACGCGGUUUGCGCGAUCGACGCGUCAACAUCAACACUAACCACGCGGUCGUGGUAUACAUUAGAUACGUGUCGAGAUCAGGUGCAGGUAUCCAGCGAGACGAAAGGUGGGAGCAAUCGACACCUUUCGUGUCUUAUCACGAUACACUCGUCGUUACGGAGUUAUUAUUAGUCGAUCGGUUGAAAUUGUUCGAUUAGGUGUCGAGGCUCGUGCUACGAGUUACCGUGAAGACGAAUGGAAAUUAAUACUAGAAGCCAGGUUUUAUGCUGUCGUAGCGUAUGCGAGCGUGGGAAAAGUAUGCUAAACCACCGCGACGGCAAUGAAAUCGUCGUCGUCCACCUGUCCUCCGGUUUGGCAAAUUAGAAACGCUCGGUUCACUAUCAGCGACGUCUGGAUCGAGGUACUGGGAUCGAGUUUCGAUCGCACUUGGACUUGGACUUGGAAUCCAACUUGAAACUCGGACUCGAGGACGAUGCUCGACGACCUUUGAUCGGCAUCGAACCUCGCGGGAGACGAGAAGUAAGAAGUACCGAGAGAUCGUCGAUCGACGUUGGAUCGUGGUGGGCUCGGUACGUGAAAUCAUCGAGACGAAAGCGACGAUGACGGCAACGCGUUCGAUCGGCACGAGCCGCGGGCCGCGAGCGGCGAGUCCGCUGAGGGACGAUCGCUGACGGGCGCGAGUAGGAAUCGAGGCGCGAAGCAGUGCCGUAGUCCUGGGGGCCCAGGGUAUACGCGCGGUGUAUUAAUAGCCCGGAAUAAGACGGUGGUGGGGCGUUGUCCGCUCGCGGGUGAAAAUAGAAAAGAAUGUUUUUGGAAUCCAAUUGGACUUGGUUGGUCGAACGAUGGGGCAAUAUGGCCGACUUGGCCGAGCGGGUGGACGAUCUGAUAUGCAGUUUCGACUCGACUGGUGACACGACCAUGGAUACGUUAUCGAUGCUAAUAUUCGGCUGGAUGUUGUUCGGUUUGGUGGUGUUGUGCGUCGGUAAAUACGUUUACAAUCGGUUCGUUUUAAACGAGGUCGCCUCGGCGACGACGAUUGCCGCCAAGGACGGCCAUAUCGUUCACGAUAACAUCGGUGUCGUUGGUGCUAUCGGUGUCGUCGGUAGUGCCGUAGGUGCCGGAAGUGCGGGUGGUCUCGUGAAAUCGAUAUCCCUUGGGAAGCAGAAAAGUGGCGGGUCCGGUUCGAGCCCCGCAGGGGGUAAGACUUCGGUCGGAUCGAGCGGGGCAGGUGGUGGCGGCGGUGGCGCCGGUUCCGGAUCCCUCGGUGCCACCGGCACCGGUAUCGCGUCGCCAGGUGGAAUCGGUUCCCCGUCCGGUGGUUACGUUCCACCUACGCCCCCUGUUCGCAAACGGCUCACCGCCAGGAAGACUUCCGGUGCUUUGAUCAGCCCGGCGAGAAGCUCCAGGAGCUUGCAUCUGCCGACGGCGACAGGCGCGGAUCCAGACGCGGUGCGCUGGGUCAACGAGGUCAUCGUCUGGCUCUACUCGGAUCCAGCGAUCCUCGACGAACUGCUGGCGGUUUGGGUCGCCUCCCUGAACGAGAUUACCAACAACUCCGUCGACGAGCACGGAGUCGGAGUCGAGUUCGUACGUGUCCUUCCUGAAACGUAUCCACCGAAUCUCUCCAACAUCUUUUGCGAAUGCGAUUCCAAGGACGACGUCGCCAUCACGUGCGACUGCGAGGCAACGCCGGCGCUGCAGUUGAAGGCGUUUCGUCGCAAAGGCGACAAACUGGAAGUCGGCCACUAUCGAGUAAACGUGAACCGUUUUCGCGCGCGACUAAACGUCAUUUGCAUCACAGAGAAGCUUCUCUUAGAUCUGAAAUGCGACGGUUGGCCAGAGGUGAAAGUCUCGUUGGCCCCAGUGGGCACGAUAAAGAAAGAUCUGGACGAGAGCCAGUUGCAGGAAGUUGUAACGGAAAUCGUGGUGGGUGCGUUAAGGGGGACCAACGUUCAUCUGAAUUUGUUUCAAUAUCCGAGUUGCCCGCGUCUAUGGAGAGAACAAGCGCAACAACCUGGCUUCUCGAUGCCGGUACACUACGACAGUAUGAGCACGUCCAGUGGCUCAAUUCAUCCUCAACGACAACCGACUCGCACCCAGAGUCCCGCGUUGGUUCAGAAUCAAUACGUGGCUGGUGACAAGAGAUUGCUAGUCAAGGUGGUCAGAGCAGCAGAACUCGGCGGGGAGAAGGGCGCCAUGGAACCCUACUGCGUAGUCGAACUAGACGAACCCUCGCAAAAGAAUCAAACGUCCGUGAAGAAGGAUACCCGAAAUCCGUUGUGGGACGAGGCGUUCUUAUUCGAUGUUAAUCGGAACACAACGGAAGUGUUGUUGGAAGUCUACGAUCGCGUGAAUAAAUCUCAACGAUUUCUGGGCCUGGGGAUCGUGGGAGUCGACGAGCUCCUCGCCAAUCCGAGUCAAAGGCAGAUCAUACCCUUGCAGUGUCGGCCGUACGAGGAGGACGACAUCACUGGCACCCUGACGGUCGAGUUUCUGUUCAUCGAGGGUGCAGAGGUGCCUCAAAUUGGGAACAAACCUUACAAGGUGAAGGAGACGAUAAAGCCGGUGUCACCGACUCGUACCUACAAUCCGACAAAUGUCAUCAGCGACAAUAGUCUAAAUUACAACAAUGGUAACAGCACACUUAUCUUGUACGACUCUACCGUUCUAUCCGAUGGGGACUACCUGACGAACGGCAACGUCGUCGACUCGCCCUACAGAACUGGUCAGUCCAAUGGGAACAAGGGGACCCUGAUCGUACACAGCCAGCAAAGGCAGCCGGAGCGGCAGGUGGUUAAGGUCGCCCUGACGGAAAGUGGGAACUGGCAGGAAAUAUCCCCGGAGCAUGGACCAAAAGAUGCUAGCAUGACAUCGGGACCAGAAAGCACACCAAAUUCUUCCAAUUCCGAAGACAGAGGUAGAACGCGAAGAAAACGGCGGGACUUCUUCGGCACGAUAAGAAAGCGACUGAGCCGAUCGAAAACGAGAAGCAGAUCCGUUGGACCGGAAGGUGACGCGAACCACGAGGACGCUCACUCUAGAUCCAUAUCCGCGGACAGGGCCCGCGAUCCCGGCUCUGCACGUUUAUCGAUACCAGGAAGGGAAGAGCACUCGAGGCGUUCCAGUCUGAGCGAGGCGUCCGGUAUCAGCGGUGCGUCGACCAGAACUUACGUCAACGAAGCUUCCACCUUGGUUCUCGAAACGCUCGAGAACGGUAUUAAAAAGCAUUAUCUGGUGCCACUGUCGCUCGCGCAGAAGAACAAGUGGAGGAAAAAGGGCACGAAGCUUCACAUAUUUAACGAUCAUACCUUCAUAGCAAAACACAUGGCUGGUGGGACCGUAUGCGAAGUAUGCAAGCGAACGCUCGCGAGAAGAUUAGGCAAACAGGGCUACGAAUGCAGAGACUGUCAAAUGAAAUGUCACAAACACUGUCACGUCAAAGUGGACACGAUGUGCCCCACGUCCACCAUUCAGAGCAUCGAAUUAACUUACGUGAAGAUACCACGGCUCGAGCGAAAGAAAUCGUCCCUCAGUCUCUGCUGACCAAGUCCCGGAGACGUCUUCAACGACCGAAAUCACUUCACCUGGUCCGCCGUCGUUUGCAAACAGCAAAUAAUAUCUCCCAUCGAGUUGUCGUUCGAAUCGCUUUCGUUCGUAAUUGUUCAUAUUUGCGAAGCACGUCGCGUUACACCCUUGCAAAAAUCGUAGACAAUCGUCGAAGCAAGCCUAGCCACAGCAACCGUCACGGUCAGCUUCGAUGCAUGGAGCGCUUUUGAACGCGAUAGCAAAGUUAAUGAUUUAUUAUCCGCCGUCUCGACUUUGCGCUUGUUAACCGGGACAAACGAAUGCGAAUGCGAACGAAACAAAACGAUACGACACGAUACGAAACGAAACGAAACGGAACGAAGAAAACGGAGGAAAUCUGGCGACAUUGUUCUCGAUUGGGGAAGCGGUAAACUGAAUUCGUAGACGCCUGUAUUAUGGCCGCGAAAAAGUUGCACAGCUGAUAAUAGCAUCGCCAGAGAGGUAAACGGGAGGGAGGAAAAAGUUCUCGCAAGAGUUUCUACUUCGUAAAAUUACUUUGCGGCGCGGGAAACAAUUGUGCGCAUCUACUUUGCGCAUACGCGCCACUCUUACGACGAUCGUUUACCCCCUAGCGGAGUCGGUAUCGCCGUAGGAUUUUCACGCGGCGGUGUAUACUUACGUAACGUGUUUCUAUAUACGUUUCAUCUCGAACAAAACGAAAUCGAUAACGUUCGAGACGAGUAAUUAAAUAUUCGUCCGUUUCUACAUCCGUUCCUAGUUUUACGCGUUCUCAUUCGAAUUUUCAUGUAAUUUUUUACGCUUCAACGAACGUAUCCUUCACCGUAUGUAUUGGAAACGUUUGAUUUUCUAUCGAUUCCCAGUAUCACGCUUCGAGAUCGUAUAUCCGUUUCCCUGUCGCGAUUAGGAUUUAGGAAAUGGCCGCACGAUCGAGAAAAGCGACGCGGGAAACUGAGUAUGUAAUCGGAAACGUCGACGUUAGUGCCUCUAGACGCGAAAGCUUGUAAUUUUCGAGACAUCGUUGUAACUGUCCGAUGGAACCAAUGAUACUUUUGAUAGUAUUAUCAAUUCUUACGGUGGUGACGAAUCGAUCGAUCGAAAUCGAACGCUUACACGCGCACAACUCGUGCCUGCGUACACCGCGGAUAGAAAGUCGGCUGAUAAUAUUAUUAUGAUUGUAAUUAUUAUAAUUAUUAUUGUUACUAUUAUUAUUAUUGUUAUUGAGAGGGGAAUGCAGCGGAGAAUAUUUAUGGAAACGACGUCGAUUGCCAGAAUCGAAGCAGGAGGAAGAAAACACGAGUACAAUAAUGAUAAUGAUAGUAGUAUUGUGUUAUGUUAAGAAAAAUAAUAUAUUGCAGUAUGAUUCUACACCGUUCGAAAGCCUUC